Messenger RNA from Naegleria fowleri, 684 nucleotides. RefSeq lists its product as uncharacterized. Gene Ontology annotation, molecular function: CDP-diacylglycerol-inositol 3-phosphatidyltransferase activity. Bases 1 to 684 code for a protein of 227 amino acids. Gene Ontology annotation, biological process: phosphatidylinositol biosynthetic process. NCBI's taxonomy places the organism in Eukaryota, Heterolobosea, Eutetramitea, Acrasida, Naegleriidae. The record is from RefSeq and is a predicted model, not a curated record. The transcript has a single exon. Gene Ontology annotation, cellular component: membrane; Golgi apparatus.
AUGACCACCCUGUCAUCAUCAGUUGCUUCACCAUCGGAGGCCUAUAAAAUCUAUGCCUACAUUCCAAACCUCAUUGGAUAUCUUCGUGUGUUUCUCUCUCUUCUCUCCUUCUUUAUUUAUGAAUCCUAUCCAUUGACUGUGAUUUGUAUUUAUACCACUAGUUUUGUGUUGGAUGGAUUGGAUGGCAUUGCUGCUCGUCGAUUCAAUCAAUGUUCCAGAUUUGGAGCAGUUCUUGAUAUGGUGACUGAUCGAUUCAGUACUGCUGCUCUUGUUACAAUUCUUGUUAAAUUCUAUCCAUCCUAUACUUCGUAUUUCAUUUUGUUGAAUAUUUUAGAUUUUGUUUCACAUUGGUUUAGAAUGUAUGUGAGUCUCGUUGUUGGUACAAAGAGUCACAAAGAUGUCGAUUGGAAGAGAAGUUAUUUAUUGGCCUUGUAUUACACAAAUAGAACAUUUAUGGCAAUUUUGUGUGUUGGUAAUGAAAUGUUCUAUGUCAUGUUGUAUGCAUUGUAUUUCUAUAACCAAGCAUUGAGUGCUGGAAUUUGGAAGAAUGUAUUAUUGGCUGUUUUAGUUCCAACUUGGGCUGGAAAACAAUUGAUGAACUUUAUUCAAAUGUACUCGAGUGCAAAUGAAUUAGUGGAAUAUGAAUAUGUGGUAGAUGGUCACCAUCAAAGAAAGAACAAUUAG